AUGCACUCCAUCCUCAUCACCACCCUCCUGGCUACCCUCGCAGUAGCCAACCCAAUCGCCCCCGGCCCACCUUACCACUCCAAACGAACCAUAAACCCCAACACCGUCAACGCCCUGACCGCCGCCGAACUAACCACCCAACGCAACGCCCUCCUCCUCGCCCAAUCCGAAACCGCCCGCGAAGCCAUCCUCUUCCCCAACCCCCCCAACGCCGCAAACGACACCUUCCAAUUCAUCAACAACACCGUAACAGCCCCUACCGCCGGUUCCAUCUUCCUGUCCACCAUCAACAACUUCCCUGCGCUGGGCUCCACCGGCCUCGCAGCUGCCGUGGGUUUCGUCAACCCCUGUGGUCUCAACACGCCGCACUGGCACCCCCGCUCCAAUGAGUUCCUCACCGUAACCCAAGGAACACUAAUCGGCGCCCUCCUCCUCGAAAACGACAGCGGGUUUGGAAAUGUAGUAGGCGGUGCACCUCCCGUUCGCGGACCUUACAAACAAAUCGAGACUACGCUGUCCAACUACACGGGCAUGCUCUUCCCCAAGGGCCUCAUCCACUGGCAAUUCAACCCCGAAUGCGAGCCCGCUGUUUUCGUCGCGGGCUUCGAUGUCAACGAUCCUGGGCGCGUGGAAGCUGCCAGGGGCUUCUUCUCUGGUACGCCGGAUGAGGUGCUUGAGGCGAGUGCGGGUUACAGUGAGUUUUUGACGCCGGAACAGAUUGCGGGGUUGAGGCCGCAGUUGACGAGCGAUUUUACGGCGAUUGUGGAGAGUUGUGCGAAGAAGUGUGGGAUUCCUUAUAAGGCGGCUGGGGAUGGUGAGGCUUCGUCGACGGUGAGUGGGUAUCCUAGUGCUACGGGUGGGUAUCCGAUGUCUACGGGUGGAUAUUAG
Molecule: messenger RNA, 888 nt
Organism: Alternaria ethzedia
Lineage: Eukaryota; Fungi; Ascomycota; Dothideomycetes; Pleosporales; Pleosporaceae
Exons: 1
Coding region: 1-888 (295 amino acids)
Cellular component (GO): cell wall
Molecular function (GO): manganese ion binding
Source: RefSeq, a predicted model, not a curated record